UUCGUGUGUAAAUUAAUUUAGUUUACUUUUAUUCAAAAUUCUUACUAUCUAUAUUAUAAAUUAUUUGUUUAUAUAAGACAAGUUGAAAUAAGUUUAAUCCUAUGUCAUUUCGUCAGAUAAAUAGAAAGCGCUAUGUCUUGACAGAUUGUUCUUUGUUGUGAAACACAGGAUUGUUUUUUUAAAUGUCUGUAUCUUUGUGCGUUUUACGGAUAGAAAUAGACGAAGAACUAGCUGAAAUGGGUGAUAAUUCAGCUGAAGUCGAACAUGCCAAAGAACAAAAGAAGAAAGACAGAGGUUCCCGUGAUUCUAAGAUCAUAACAGUGGAAACUUAUGCCAGUGUUUUAAUGGGUCCUAAUAGUGUUUCUGGUAUACUACCUACUAGUUCUCGCAGAUCGCCUCGUGAGGGCAGCACCUCUGAAGAUGAGAAUACUAUUAGUUUCUUCUGUGGUAAUCCCCUGGUAGAAGUUACUAAAGGUGUUCUACACUUGUAUAAAGAAAAUGAAUUGAAAGAAGCUGAGGAAGCUAAAACACUGUGUCUCCUGUCAGUGCCUGGAGCUUUAGGUGCUGCUGAUCUAUUAGCAUUUGCUGCAGCUUGUCAGGAAGAUAUUUCACAUGUAAGGGUCUUAAGGGAUGGCUCACCUGAUCAUUACAUGGCUCUGCUUACGUUUAGAACAUGUCAGUCAGCGAGAGAGUUCCACUCUGCAUUUUCUGGAGUACCAUACAGUAGCUUGGAGCCACAGGCUCUUUGCCAUAUGGCAUGGGUGUCACGAGUAGAGUGGGCACGUCAUGGAGCAGCUCCACCUUCCCACACAGAACUGCCUACCUGUCCAGUAUGCUUAGAGCGCAUGGAUGAGAGCGUGGCGGGCGUGCUGAGCGUGCAGUGCGCGCACGCGUUCCACGCCGAGUGCCUCGUGCGCUGGCGCGACGCGCGCUGCCCCGUGUGCCGCUGCGCGCAGACGCCGGAGCCGCGCGAGCGCGCCGUCUGUGCGGAGUGCGAGAGUGAGAAAGAAGGCGAGGAGGAGACCGAGGAAGAAAAUAAGCACGUGACAGAAGGAAAGGCAGAGGGCGAGGUGGGCACGUGGCUCGAGGGCGCCGGGGCGGCCGAGGGACUGGACAGUGGCUCGCUGUGGAUCUGUCUCAUCUGUGGACACGUGGGCUGCGGCAGAUAUGAGAGGGGCCACGCUGCGAAACAUUUUCUGGCCUCAAAUCAUACAUAUGCUUUACAAUUAGGUUCCAACAGAGUGUGGGACUAUGCAGGCGAUAACUUCGUGCACCGGCUGGUGCAGAACAAGGCGGACGGCAAGCUGGUGGCGGCGGAGGGCGCGCCGCACGACGACAAGCUGGACGCGGCGCAGCUGGAGUUCACCUACAUCCUCACGCGCCAGCUCGACGGCCAGCGCGCCUACUACGAGGAGCGCAUCGCCGAACUGGAGCGGCUGCGCGCGGCGGAGCGCGGCGCGGCGGAGGGGCGCGCGGCCGCGGCGGAGGAGGAGGCGGCGACGCUGCGCGCGCAGCUCGCCACGCUGCGCCGCGAGCACGCCGCGCUCGACCGUCGCCUGCAGCAGCUCACCUCCAAGGUGUCGACCCUGCAGGGCGCGCUGACGGAGGAGCGCGGGCUGGCGGCGGCGCUGGCGCAGUCGCACGCGCAGUGGCAGGAGCGCGCCGCGCAACGCGAGACCGCUUUCGCGGCUGAGGUUGCAGAUCUUAAAGAGCAGCUGCGUGACGUGAUGUUCUUCGUCGAGGCUCGGGGUCAGCUGGAGAAGACUGAAAGCGCGACUCAGGAGGAGAUAGCUUCUGCGAGUGUAACAGUACAGCCUCCAGCCAAGCCUCGUCGACGGCGGCGAUAGUUUUACCCCUUUUUUUUAAUUUAUAGAAAAUCUAGCGUUAUAAAAAUUGUUUGUUAAAUAUUUAACACUGGUGUCAAGAUCUAAUCCCAAAUUUAAAUGAUUUAAAUGUCGUUAAAUUCUUUAUGGAAAAUCCAAUGGUCCAAUUAAAAAGCCUCUUCCUUCUUUAAUUUCGGUUCUCAUUUAUUUAAUACUAUUCUGUCUUUAUUUGUCUUUUGAGGCAAUCGAAUGUAGUCGUCCGUACGCCGUAAGCUUUUGAAAUUUAUUGUUUUUUAUAAUGUGCAUUGAAUCGCCAUUUUUGCCCUUCGUUGGCAAAAAUAAUAUUUCAAUGACUAAUUCCUAUUUAAUUUGAUAUUAUAAAAUAAUAGUAAUCUGAAAAAUUAGGAAGUGUAAGAUCAUAGUAGAAUGUAAGUGAUAAUUGUAAAUAGCUACAUAUUUCGCAUUGUAAAAAAAAUACAGAGAAAAUUUUAGAUACUGCUUACUACUUUUGUUAAUAUAUUUGAAAAGAGACCAUUUUUCUGAAUAGUAGUUGUUAAACUUGGUUAUUUUGUUCAACGAGCCUUUUUAAAAAUAUAUAAUGUGUUCGACUCUCAACUGUGUUCCUUCAAAUGGGGAGUUCUGUAUAGAUCACGUUACACAAAAAAAAAUUGUAUUCCAAUUUUAAAGAUGAUUUUGUUUAAAUAGACGAGCUAGUUUGAUAGACUCGUUCCGCACGAUCCCUUUACCUUUACAAUAAAAAAAUUCUACAAGAAAAAUAAUUCGUUUCUAUAUGCUGUUCAUUAAUUGUAUGCGGCAGUUAGUAUUAAAAUUUCACUUUCUCGACGUUUUUAGGGCUAAGAAAAAUGUAUUGGACUGUUAUGCAGAAGUACGUCGCCAGAGUAUAUGAAGACAUAAUAAAAUAGAAAAAUGGGCCUGGAUUUGUUUUUCACGUGGAACGUAAUCUAUUACACCUACAGAACCCCCCUAUUUGAAGGAACGCAGUUAGGAGUCGAACAUCCUUGCACAUUUAGCAAAGCAGGUUUUUCUAGCAGUUCUGCUCUAGCUUACAAAUUUCGACAUUCUGUGAUAUAACUUAAAAAUAAAAUAAAUAAGUAGGUGUCA
Messenger RNA from Melitaea cinxia (Glanville fritillary), 2945 nucleotides. Its product is annotated as BRCA1-associated protein. The transcript has 11 exons. Gene Ontology annotation, biological process: Ras protein signal transduction; protein ubiquitination. The record is from RefSeq and is a predicted model, not a curated record. NCBI's taxonomy places the organism in Eukaryota, Metazoa, Arthropoda, Insecta, Lepidoptera, Nymphalidae. Gene Ontology annotation, cellular component: cytoplasm. The coding region runs from base 183 to 1847 and encodes 554 amino acids. Gene Ontology annotation, molecular function: ubiquitin protein ligase activity; zinc ion binding.